Molecule: messenger RNA, 1233 nt
Organism: Penicillium alfredii
Lineage: Eukaryota; Fungi; Ascomycota; Eurotiomycetes; Eurotiales; Aspergillaceae
Product: WD40 repeat domain-containing protein
Exons: 2
Coding region: 1-1233 (410 amino acids)
Molecular function (GO): protein binding
Source: RefSeq, a predicted model, not a curated record
AUGUUUGAUACGGUCUGCACGCUCCCGCUCUCGGCGGACCUGUUCACUCAGGCUAUCCACCCUAAAGAGCCCGUGGUCUCCGUCGGGCUGGCCUCGGGCCAUGUCCAGACUUUCCGACUGCCGUCGGAGGAAGCUGACAGUGAUGAUGAUGGAGAUUCAAAAUCGACUGCACGGAAUGGAAAGGGUCACAUUGACACAAUGUGGAGAACAAGGCGGCACAAGGGAAGCUGCCGGUGUCUAGGGUUUGGCGUCGACGGGGAAUCAUUGUAUUCCGCUGGCACGGACGGAUUGGUGAAAGCUGCCAAUUCUGCGACUGGGCAAGUGGAAAACAAGAUUGCAAUUCCACUCGAGAAGGACGGCUCCGUUGACGCCCCGACCGUGAUCCACGCUCUCUCCCCGCAAACGCUUCUGCUGGCCACCGACUCGAGCGCUUUGCACCUCUAUGACCUCCGGGUUCCAUACUCGCGCGUGUCGGCGCGGCCCGAGCAGUCGCACCACCCGCACGAUGACUACAUUUCGUCUCUGACCCCGCUGCCGGCAUCGGACACCAGCACCUCGGGCUUCAGCAAGCAGUGGGUGACGACGGGUGGCACAACUCUGGCGGUCACGGAUCUUCGACGAGGGGUCCUGGUGCGCAGCGAAGACCAGGAAGAAGAAUUGAUCAGCUCGACCUACAUGGGCGGCUUACCGUCAAACGGGACUAGCCGCGGCGAGAAGGUGAUUGUGGGAGGCUCCAGCGGCGUCCUGACGCUCUGGGAAAAGGGCGCAUGGGACGAUCAGGACGAGCGGGUUUAUGUCCACCGCGGUUCGGACGGCGGUGAGUCCAUCGAGGCGCUGGCAGUUGCCCCUGACCUACUCGGCAAAGGCAAGCUGGUCGCCACCGGUCUCGGUAACGGCAAGGUGAAGUUUGUGCGCAUCGGGCCCAACAAGGUCGUUUCGGAGGUCAUGCACGACGAAACCGAGGGUGUUGUCGGCCUGGGAUUCGAUAUCGAUGGACGUAUGGUCUCUGGUGGUGGUCAGGUUGUGAAGGUCUGGCACGAGGCUCUCGAUGAUAUGGAAGGUACCGGUGAUUUCCCCGGCAAGCACAUGCUCGGCGACAGCGACGAUAGCGACGAUUCCGAUAGUGAGGGAGGCAAUCGUCAGGACGCCAAGGACCGCAAGAAGCGCAAGCGGGUCAAGGGCAAGGACCGCAGUGGAGGACAGCAUGUCAUGGCCUUCCAUGAUCUGGAUUAA